Durotheca rogersii is the source of this 1315-nucleotide messenger RNA. RefSeq lists its product as uncharacterized. Lineage: Eukaryota; Fungi; Ascomycota; Sordariomycetes; Xylariales; Xylariaceae. The transcript has 3 exons. Bases 116 to 1045 code for a protein of 309 amino acids. The record is from RefSeq and is a predicted model, not a curated record.
GGAUGCGCCUUCUUAAGCUCCCCCCCCCCAUCUUAGCAGUAACGACCUGCGCAAACUGAGAGUCACACUCACCCCAUUCUGUCUCGCGGAUGGCAAGCCGCAGGAUGGGGGCGAGAUGUUCGUCCAGCCUAUCCCAUCAAGCGAGAUUCGCGAGAUCAUGGACAAGACGCAGCCCUGGCUGAACCAUUACGGAACCGAGGAGCUACCGACAAUAGAUGAUGAAAUGAUCCUAAAUGACUACGAAAGAGCGGGGAGCGUGUGGCACUCCUUCGAGACCCUCCUGUCUCUAAACCAAGACUACUGGGGUCCGGGGCUGUUCGAUGUGAUGGACUGGGAGGAAUUCCUGCCUCGCGGAGCCGCCGGCUUGUCCCGACGAGGGGACGGCUGGAACUGGCAAGUCCAGGUCCUCCUAGCCAAAUGGGAUUCGCCGAAGUCCCACAUAACGUGUUUCCUCGCGGACGCGUCGCCCCUUCGCGAGAUGGUGCUGUCCAACAGUGAGCUGUGGACGAUCCAAGGCAUCACAACCGACCGCCUGUUGCAAAAACCGUACCAGCACCACCGGACAGUCCCCGUCACCAUCCUGUCGUGCUCCGGCUGCCAGCUCCGCGUCACCCAGGGGUACGUGGACACGGCGUCGAGGCGGGUGCGCGUGCGGAUGACGCCGAUCGUCGACCUCCGGGACGGCAAGGAGAAGAUGUGGGAGGAGAUCCUGCACUUUCUCGGCUGGUUCGUGGGCGAGCCCGUCGGCGACACGCUCUACUCCGGCGCCGGCGGCGCCGAGCCUUCGCGCGUGCCGCGGCCGCGGUCCCCCGACCCGGAUUCGGCAUCCCGGCAGAUGGUCAUCUGCGCGCGUGGGGAAAGCCCGGCAGCACUAGGUCAGCCGGGCACGGCCCAGCCGGAGGGCGGGCGAUACGCCGUCGAGGCAGAUCUCCAACCUGGCCUCGGGCAUACCAAACUCGUGCCGAGUGCCCUGCUCGACCCCGCUCCUCCCGGGCUGAGACUCGCGGAGUCCGCCGUGCCCCGACGAAGAUAUAGUUUUCCAUAGCAAGGCAUGGCCUUAGAAGAGACGCAACGUCCAGACCGCUGCGAGGCGUCAUCUCGUCACAACCAUACGACCGACCUACGGCCGUGGCAUGCAGGCAAACGGAUACUCGGGUUCUUUUCGUUCGCAGGGUGUGAACGGUUCAAGUUAUCCAGGCUUGUUCCCAGCAGGUUGCGGACACUAGUGCCCGGCCUCCACUGCCCCGCACUCUCUAAAUUACGGUCGUCACGGUAGGAAAUAUGGAUAAACUAAUAUACUAUUCACCCCUUUAAA